Messenger RNA from Dichomitus squalens LYAD-421 SS1, 1908 nucleotides. RefSeq lists its product as uncharacterized. The record is from RefSeq and is a predicted model, not a curated record. The transcript is spliced from 5 exons. The coding region runs from base 1 to 1908 and encodes 635 amino acids. Gene Ontology annotation, molecular function: protein binding. NCBI's taxonomy places the organism in Eukaryota, Fungi, Basidiomycota, Agaricomycetes, Polyporales, Polyporaceae.
AUGUCUCCCAUCCAGUUCAAAUUCUCUAGACCCCCGGACGGGCUCGUUCGACGCGUCACCUUCCAGGAGAGGCCCUCUUGGGAAGCCCUCGCAGCCAAGAUCGAAUCCUUGUACAACAUACCCCUCCCCAGCGUUGGCGUUUCGUACGUGGACGACGAUGGAGACGAGGUCACUCUCAGCUCCGAAGAAGAGCUUCAGGACUUCUACCAGGGCGUGCUGCAGCAGAGGGACGGUACGCUCAUGCUGGUGAAACUCAACGUCCACGACCUCGACUCCCUUCGCAACGAUAAGCCUCUCCCCGACACUCCUCGUACUGGCUCUGCAAUGAACUACCGUAACACAUUCGGGCGCUCGGCCCCGGUGCUGUUUGAGAUGGAGAUCGACGACGGUUGGCAACCCAUCCCGUCUGGUCUCGGCGGUAUCAUCGUCGAAGCAGACGGAGAGCAGCCCCACGCCUUCGUCGAGGUGCUCGACAGCGACGCCGACAUCUCUUACUUCAAUAAGGGGGACAAGGACGACGCCUCCGUCAGCACCAACUCUACCAACACCCUCCCUGAGAUUGACGCGACUCCCACUACCGACAAAGGGAAGAGACGGGCGCGCUCCGCAAGUCUUCGUCGCUCCCAAACACCGGACACCAUCUCUUCUACCCAAUCUAUCAUCGCUGAGGAGGAGACUGGCCCUAAGCAUCCCAUUCACGUCUUCGCGAUGGGCAAUUCCAACGUUGGCACAUACCACGGGCGGUCGACUAGCAGCCGGAGCCGCAGUGUCUCUGCUUUGGGACCUCGUACUCCCACCCCCAAGGCUAGAACCCCCGUGUCUGGUACGGGGAAGUCCACGAGCACCCCUCAGGCCGACGAUCCGCCGCUCCCCGACUUGGACGAUGUCGCCGCCGCGCCUCAGACCAAUAUUGCGAACGACGUCGCCAAUCUCUUCAGCACGCUGUCCACCAUACUCGCUUCCCACCCAGAGCUCUCGGAGGGCAUCCGCAACAUUGUCCGCAACGCUUCCAAUGGUACGUACUGGCAGACUCACCGCGAUCAGGUCGUGCGGGCCGCGGAGGAGAUCCGCCGCAGCGCGAUCAUGGGCGCGGAGGAUGUUCGUCAGGCUGCUCUGGGCGGAGGACGUGCCGCGGAGGAGGCCGCCGGCCGCAGGGUCGCGGACGCCCUCGCUGAAGUCAUCCGGGUCAUGGCGGACAUCACCGAUACUGGCACUCAAGGUGCGAACCCCAACGUUCAGUCCUCCUCGGCGCCCGGCCCCGCUGGCCCGCCUCCUCCUCACCACGGCCAUUUCGGCCACUACUCAUGGGACAGGCGUCAUCGUCAUCAUUAUCCAGGUGAGUGGGACGACGACGACCCGUUCGUCGGGCCUCCCCGCCACGGCGGCGAACGCCUUCGUGGCUGGAGACGUCACCCCUCCCAUGGCGCCGACUGGGGAGACACCACGAAGGACGUGCACGACAGCCCAAUCAGUCCCCCGGGUGCAUCCGGUCCCAGUGCCGCUGCCGGCCCGUCGGCUCAAGCAUCGGCUUCUGCUAGCCCCCAGGCCUCGCAAGAGCAGGCAGAGGCGGCCCCGCAAGUCAUCAGCAACGCUCGGGGACCGUUCCCUCGACUCGAGCUGUACAGUAUUCCUCGCAGAUCCCACACUGUCCAUGGUACUGGGCAUCGCCGCAACACAAAUGCAGGUCGCACGGCCGCCAUAGACUCCAUUGUCCAUCGUCUGGCUGAAAUGGGAAUCACAUCUAAUCAGUACCCCGUGCUGCAGUCGAAGGUCGACUCGCACAUCCCGCUCAACGGUGAGGUGAGCAAGGAGCGCGAGGACACGAUUGUAGGCGAGAUUAUCGAGGAACUCCUCGUCGCUCCACCGAGCCCUCAGCAGGCGUCGGGUUCGGGCGCACGCCGCAAAUGA